AUGCAGGGCACUCAGUUACGAAGCUAUACUCUCGCAUUACUGCUAAUUACAAAUGCAGUCAGAGUUGUUGCCGCGCAAUUCGACUUAGCGAACUACACUUUGAUAAAUUUUCUGCAGGAUGUGCAACGCCAAGACAAUUUUGAGCAGCUGGUAUUCGCACACAAUCGUAAUGCAACUGAAAUAGCGACAUUUGGUGCAGCCAUGAAGGUCGGCGUUGAGAGCGAACUUCAUGUCAUAAAAGAUUCUCGAAAUAUGGAUGAGUCACAAUUCAUACGAGAUGCAAUGGUCGAUUUGGGUAUACCAGUUAUACUCUUAAGCGAGCUGAGCAAGGAUUUUUUAAAGCAGCAUUUCAGCGCUGCCUUAAUGGUGGUGGUCACAGCCCGCUUCUUCAGCUACAACCACUUUCCCGACUUUACGCUGGAGCACAAGUCUUUCAGGCCAGAUCUUCUCCACCACGGUCCCAUCUAUCCACAACGUCUCGGCGAUCUACAGGGCUACAAAUUAUCCUUUAUAAUGGGUGGCUCUGAUCCACGCCUUAUUGUCUACAAUUAUAAUGGUGCCAGAAUAUUAGGCGGCUUUGCUGGCCACUUUCUCACUACAUUUGCAAGCAAGCGUAAUUGCACGCUCUACGAACCGCUGCCUGCUCCGUCGAAUACACGUUUUGCGCCUGCGCGAGAUUUGAUUGCCGCAGUGCGUAAUGGCACCGUUGAAAUUUCAAUUGGACUCACUUUUCCGCAGCGUCUUUCAUUUGACGGCUUCACUUAUCCCUACGAGCACGUGAAUUGGUGCGUUUGGUCACCAAUAGAGCCAGAUAUACCUAAUUAUGAAUUCUUUUGGAUCGUUUUCGAAGGUUUAACCUUCGUUCUGACGUUGGCUAUAAUCUUUGUUAUUUCACUUGUACUAAGUUGCGCGCUCUGGCAACAUGGCAAAAAACCGGACACACUGCAUUUCUUCAUUCAUGAUGCAUGUCUACGCGGUGUAUUGGGUCAAUCUUUUCGAGAGAUACAGCGUGCUCCCUUUGUCGUACGCUUUAUUUAUCUACAAAUCUAUGCACUCGGCAUUUUGCUUACCACUUCGUACAAUGCAUACUUUGCCACAUAUUGGACGAGUGCACCGAAGCAACCACCUCUUCGCUCUUUCGACGAUAUUCUCGCCUCAAGCAAGAAAGUUUAUAUGUUUGCACCAGAGUACAAGGAGUUAUUCGAUCGCGCCGAGGAUUUGCGAAAGUACACGCCAAUGGUUCAGGUAGAAAGCGAUUAUCAUCGAUAUCUAAGCACUCGUAAUGCAUUCGAUACGAAGUAUAUCUACAUGAUACCAACAACCAAGUGGAACAUCUUUAGGGAACAACAAAAGAUUUUCACUACACCCCUUUUCCGUAUGCGCCACGAUUUGUGUCUCUAUCAUAAUAUUCCGUUGGGUUUUCCCAUACACAGCAAUUCGAUAUUUGCGCAGAAGCUAAAUGAAAUGAUUUUAGAAACUACUGAGUUUGGUCUUGUCGAAUAUUGGUCACAGAUUUCGUUUAUGGACUUGAUCAGAGCAGGUCGUUUGAAAUUUGUAGACUUGAGUCGCAAAAAUGAAUUCCGCCCAAUGAAGGUGGAGGACUUAAAAUUGGUCUGGAUAGGCUUGGGCGUUAUGUGCGUGGCGAUGGUUUUCGUCUUUCUCACAGAGCGAUGCUGCUAUUAUCGACGCAAACGGAAAACUACCGAGCGCUGA
Molecule: messenger RNA, 1713 nt
Organism: Rhagoletis pomonella (apple maggot)
Lineage: Eukaryota; Metazoa; Arthropoda; Insecta; Diptera; Tephritidae
Exons: 2
Coding region: 1-1713 (570 amino acids)
Source: RefSeq, a predicted model, not a curated record